Molecule: messenger RNA, 315 nt
Organism: Volvox carteri f. nagariensis
Lineage: Eukaryota; Viridiplantae; Chlorophyta; Chlorophyceae; Chlamydomonadales; Volvocaceae
Exons: 3
Coding region: 1-315 (104 amino acids)
Biological process (GO): DNA-templated transcription
Cellular component (GO): RNA polymerase III complex; RNA polymerase I complex
Molecular function (GO): protein dimerization activity; DNA-directed RNA polymerase activity; DNA binding
Source: RefSeq, a predicted model, not a curated record
AUGGACUCGGAGGCGACAGACUUUUUCGCUGCAACGUUCAGCAUAGAGGAGGAGGACCAUACCCUGGCAAAUUCUCUCCGUUUUUUCCUUAACAAGAAUCCGCAUGUGUCAUUCUGCGGGUACAGCAUGCCCCACCCCUCAGAAGAGCUUGUCAACUUACGCGUGCAAACCACAGGGCAGAUUACCGCCAUGCAGGCCGUAAAGGCGGCCUGCGAGGACAUGCAGCAAGUGUGUGAUCACAUGCGCUCGACGCUUAGUAAAGCUGUGGCAGAAUUCCAGCAGCAGGAGCAAUCACGCGAGCAAAAACGUGGAUAA